AAAAAUCCUCUGGUCUAGGCACCCGACUUGCGUGACGUCACCGCCGCCCCGGUCCACGUUCCCGUGCGUGGACACAAGAUGGGAGGCGCCACCAUCGCCGUGCUCGGAGGGGGGAUUUCGGGGCUCGCCAGCGCCUAUUACGCCGCGCGUGCAGGCGGCGCCGUUAAGAAGGUGGUGCUGCUGGAGGCUGGGCCCGUGCUGGGAGGCUGGGUGCGAUCUUCGCGCUCCCCACAGGGGGCGGUGAGCGAACUCGGCCCGCGGAGCGUGAGGCCGAACGGACUGGUCGGGGGCAACACCCUGUGCCUGCUCUCCGAUCUGGGCCUCUCUGACUCGGUGCUCCCAGUGACGCGAGCGUCUCCAGCCGCCAAGAACCGCUUCGUGUUCACGGGGGGCACCCUGCACACCCUCCCCAACUCGCUGUGGACUGCCCUGAGCCGGCGGCCCCCCUUCUCGCGCCCCCUCGCGUGGCACGUGCUGCGGGAGCCGUUCGUCCGCGGGGGCGGCGAUGGCAGCGGUGGCGACGACUUCAGCGUGGACGCGCUGGCCCGGCACAGGCUCGGGGACGAGCUGGCGGACUGGCUGCUGGACCCGCUGUGCCGCGGCGUGUUUGCCGGCGACAGCCGCCGGCUGAGCGUGCGCUGCUGCUUCCCCGCUCUCUACCGUGCCGUCGCCCUCCACGGGUCCAUCGUGGGCGGCUCGCUCCUCUCCCGCGAGCCAGACGACCCGGCCGUCUCGUCCAACGAGCUCGUCAGGAGGUCCCGGCAGGAGCGGUGGGCCAUGUGGUCCCUGCGGGAGGGCAUGGGCACCUUGCCCAAUGCCCUGGGGGCAUUCCUGGAGGGCAGGGGCGUCGAGCUGCUCACCAACGCCGCCGUGCGGCGGAUCGACUUCACGGGCGACCGGAAGGCCACGGUGGAAUUUGAUGGUGACACAAUUACUGUGGACCACAUCAUUAGCACAUUGCCUGCAAAAGCCCUGUCCCCGCUGCUGCCCGCCGACCUGUCCGUGCUGCGGGAGGAUCUGAGCCGCAUCCGCUCCGUCACCGUGGCUGUGGUGAACCUGGAAUACCCAGGCAGCGUACUCCCCGUGCAGGGGUUUGGACAUCUCCUCCCAUCGUCCGAGUCCGGCCCGGUGCUGGGCGUCGUGUACGACAGCAUGCUCUUCCCCCAGCACAACCGGCGCGACGUGGAGAGCACACGGCUCACGGUGAUGCUGGGGGGCGCGUGGUAUGAGGAGGCGUACGGGGGUCUGGGCGCGGGCGAGGGGGAGAUGGAGUCGCUGCUGGCGGACGCGGCGGAGGGAGCCGUGCGGACCCAGCUGGGCGUGGACGUGCGACCCACUCGUACCUCCGUCAGCCUCAACCAGGACUGCAUCCCUCAAUACGAAGUCGGACACUGGAAAAUCAUGGAGAGGAUCGCGCUGGAGGUGGGGUCCCGGCGUCUCCCGCUGAGCCUCACCGGCGCCUCCUUCAACGGCGUCUCCAUCAACGACUGCGUCUACAACGCGGGGUCGGCCGUCGCCACGCUCCUCCGGACGCACGUGUGAACCCCCUCUCGCGAGUCCCACACCAGCGCGGGGGGGGGG
Messenger RNA from Petromyzon marinus (sea lamprey), 1581 nucleotides. RefSeq names its product protoporphyrinogen oxidase (gene PPOX). Gene Ontology annotation, molecular function: protoporphyrinogen oxidase activity, oxygen as acceptor. NCBI's taxonomy places the organism in Eukaryota, Metazoa, Chordata, Hyperoartia, Petromyzontiformes, Petromyzontidae. The record is from RefSeq and is a predicted model, not a curated record. Gene Ontology annotation, biological process: heme biosynthetic process. Gene Ontology annotation, cellular component: mitochondrial inner membrane.